AUGGCACAAUGCCGUGAUAUUAUACCAAAAUCACGAGUAGUUGGUGGUAGAAAUGCCCCGAUCAAUUUGGCACCAUGGCAAGUUUUGUUUCUGAGCCCAACGGUCGGUGGUGACUAUCAAUGCGGUGGUUCCCUAAUCAAUAAGGACUGGGUGCUAACGGCUGGACAUUGUUGCUAUACGCCACCUAUAAGUGGGUCGAAAAUACAAAUCCAAUACGGGGGCACAAACAAAAACUAUAUGCCAUUUGCGACAACAGCAAGCAAAGUCGUUAUUCACCCGCAAUUCAAUAUAACCUCAGUCGACCACGACUUUUGCCUGGUCAAAUUAGAUCAACCAGCCUAUCAAAGUGCCACGGUCAGAUAUGCCACACUGGCCACUGGGUACCCACAUAACGGCACAAAGGUUAUUGUAUCCGGGUGGGGUUUGACAAAUGGCAGCGCCCCAUUGUCAUUUGCUACAGAUUUACAGUACGCAGUAUUGAGCGUGGUCGAUCGGGAUACCUGUGCUCAGGAAUGGGCAUCUAGACAAAGUAUUAACAAGGUUGAUGAUACUAACAUUUGCGCGCAAAGUAGCACUCAAAGUGGAUGUGCGGGUGACUCCGGUGGUCCACUAACUGUGAAUGGUGAAUUGGUUGGAGUGGUAUCAUAUGGUGUUAACCAAUGUCCAUUGAACUAUUUGCCCAAUGUAUUUGGCUAUGUACCCUCAGUUAGAGCCUGGAUCGAUAGUACUACGAAACCACAACAUAACCAUGUUACCUAUUUCCCUGAUGGUUCAUUCGUUAUAAUCGACCCGGAGCUAAUUGAUUACCCUGGUGGUCAAUAUUUGCAACUACCCCGUGUAUUGGCAAAGUUUUAG
Messenger RNA from Oppiella nova, 855 nucleotides. The record is from the annotation of a GenBank genome assembly. Lineage: Eukaryota; Metazoa; Arthropoda; Arachnida; Sarcoptiformes; Oppiidae.